UUAGCCAAUCAGAGCGCGUCCUUCAGGUACGCUCUUCCACUUCAGAAGCGGAAAGAGGAGUACAACAACAAACAUGGCGGCCCCCAUGGAGCAGAGCGUUCCCGUUGGAUCAGACAGAAAACGCAAGAAAAAUGUGGAUUAUAUAUGCAUCACACACAUAUCAUCGAUGGACAAAGAACGGACACAGUUGUUCGUUGGAAGAAGCUGGUUGUAUGUGCCCGUAAGUGGCUAGAAAUUGACGGAAUCGACCGCGCGUUGGCAGAGGCUGUAUGUGUACACGAUGAGUCCGCCAGAAAUAACAAUGACGAUUCCACGUCAACCCUGGCUUGUUCAGAAGACUCUUUCUGGCUUCUUGGGGGGAAAAAACUUGGUUUUCAUCCAACUUGUUAUAGGCGUUUCAUUGAUAAGAAACGAAUUGCCAGUGCUGAAAAACUAGCAGAAAAACGGGGAGCAUAUGGUGGUGACAACAAUGGUUCUGAUUCUGAUCACGAGUCUUCCACAACCAUGUCCACGACAAGCCGGCCACCAUUGUCAAAACAGUUGAGAUCCACGACUAAAUCAUUGAGGUCUGGCAAUGUACUACCUGCUGUCUGUAUAAUUUGCAAGAGGGCUGACCGCUUUGUGAAGGAAGGACACAAGACAAAGAAAGAUAAAAUGGUCCAAGCAGAAACUAUAAAUGCUGGGAGUUUGGUUAAAGCAACUGAACUGCAAACGGAUGAAUCCAUCCUCAAGGUUGUAAGUGGAAAAGAUGCUACAAAGAAUAUACAAGAUUUCUGGGGGCUACAACAAGUGAUGAAAGGAUGCCAGAAGCCUGGGAGUAUGCCACUGUGUACACAGAAUGAAUUUUGUGAAUUUGGGCACAGUUGAUUAAAAAA
This is a messenger RNA of Cyprinodon tularosa, 875 nucleotides long. RefSeq lists its product as uncharacterized. The record is from RefSeq and is a predicted model, not a curated record. NCBI's taxonomy places the organism in Eukaryota, Metazoa, Chordata, Actinopteri, Cyprinodontiformes, Cyprinodontidae. The transcript is spliced from 3 exons. The coding region runs from base 145 to 867 and encodes 240 amino acids.